AUGGAGCAUUGGAAAGCUGCAAAGAAAGUCUUGAGGUACUUAAAAGGAACCAGACACUGUAUGCUCACAUAUAAGAGAACAGAUCAGUUGGAGGUGGUUGGCUACUCUGACUCAGAUUUUGCUGGAUGCGUUAAUAGUCGUAAGUCAAUGUAUGGCUAUUUGUUCCUGUUAGCUGGAGGAGCAAUAUCAUGGAAAAGCGCUAAACAAACUAUCAUAGCAGCAUCUACUAUGGAAGCUGAAUUUGUGGCGUGCUUUGAGGCCACGAUUCUGGCUUUGUGGUUGCGGAACUUUAUCUCAGGACUUGGGAUUGUCGACACAAUCUUUUUCUCCAAAAACGACAAAUACUCUAAUGGUGCUACGCAUAUGAAGCUAAAGUAUUUGGCCGUUAAGGAGGAAGUUCGGAAACAGACAGUACUUAUAGAACAUAUAAGGACUGAGCUCAUGAUGGCAGAUCCUUUAACGAAAGGAUUGACACAAAAGGCAUUUAAAGAACAUGCUGAUCACAUGGGUCUUUGUUGUAAUCCUUAA
Molecule: messenger RNA, 528 nt
Organism: Malania oleifera
Lineage: Eukaryota; Viridiplantae; Streptophyta; Magnoliopsida; Santalales; Ximeniaceae
Product: secreted RxLR effector protein 161-like
Exons: 2
Coding region: 1-528 (175 amino acids)
Source: RefSeq, a predicted model, not a curated record